Molecule: messenger RNA, 1383 nt
Organism: Penicillium chermesinum
Lineage: Eukaryota; Fungi; Ascomycota; Eurotiomycetes; Eurotiales; Aspergillaceae
Product: aminotransferase, class III
Exons: 5
Coding region: 1-1383 (460 amino acids)
Cellular component (GO): cytosol
Molecular function (GO): pyridoxal phosphate binding; transaminase activity
Source: RefSeq, a predicted model, not a curated record
AUGCCUACAAAAGUUCCGCCAGAGAGACCUAGCCCGCGCAGUGCACUUCUGCAUCGCGAUUCUCAUUUUAUUCCAAAGAAAGCCGUCGGAGGACAAGGAUGUUACAUCUUUUUAGAGGACGGAACGAAAUUCCUGGACUCUACAGGGGGAGCUGCCGUCUCAUGUCUCGGGCAUGGCAAUAAACAGGUUCAAGCUGCGAUUCAGAAGCAAGCAGACCAAAUAUCCUAUUGCCAUACGGCUUUCUUCGGCACAGAUGUAUCUGAGGAGCUCGCGCAGUUCCUCGUGGACUCUACCGGAGGAAAGCUGUCCAAAGUAUUCAUUGUCAGUUCUGGCUCCGAGGCUGUGGAAGCCGCUCUGAAAUUGGCUCGGCAAUAUUUCCUGGAGCUCCCAGCCCCUCAGCCUCAACGUACUCGUUUCAUCUCCCGUUUACCGUCCUACCAUGGUACAACGCUGGGUGCUUUGGGGGUGGGUGGCCACGUCCUUCGGAGAGAGCCAUUUGAGCCAUUGCUCCCAGUGACCACAUCCCACGUAUCGCCCUGCUUUGCGUAUAGAGGGAAAUCAGACGGGGAGUCCGAUGCUGACUACGUGAGCCGACUGGCAGUCGAACUGGAUGAAGAGUUCCAGCGUGUGGGCCCAGAAAAUGUCUGCGCAUUCAUUGCUGAACCCGUCGUCGGUGCCGCACUUGGCUGCGUUCCAGCCGUUCCAGGCUAUUUCCCCGCUAUGAAAGCAGUUUGUGAGAAAUAUGGAGCGCUCUUCAUCCUUGACGAGAUCAUGAGCGGCAUGGGUCGUUGCGGCACUCUCCACGCUUGGGAGCAAGAAAACGUCGUGCCUGAUAUUCAAACGAUUGGUAAAGGGCUUGGCGGGGGUUAUGCUCCUGUUUCCGGCAUUCUGAUCAACGAUUCAAUCGUGCAGGUCCUGGAUAAGGGCACGGGGGUUUUUCGACACGGACAGACCUACCAAGGCCACCCAAUCUCAUGCGCCGCGGCACUAGCUGUUCAAAAGAUCGUCCACGAGCAGGGACUGUUGGCCAAUGUUCGUGCAAUGGGGGCCUAUCUCGAAAGUCACUUGCGUGAACGGCUCGGAGACCAUCCGCAUGUCGGAGAUAUUCGCGGCAAAGGGCUAUUCUGGGGGCUCGAGCUAGUAAAGGAUAAAAGGUCCAAAGAGCCUUUCGAGACAAAAGACCGACUUGCAUUUCUCAUCCAGGAGAAGGGCCUGCAACAUGGCGUCUCUCUAUAUAGCUCGCCCGGUACGGUAGAUGGCAUCCGCGGUGACCAUGUGAUCAUAGCACCUCCGUUCAUUGUGUCAAAAGAAGAGAUUGAUAUCAUAGUUGAUACGACUGCCGUCGUUCUCGAAGAAGUGCUGGCUGGACUUGCAUCCUCAUGA